Talaromyces rugulosus is the source of this 1359-nucleotide messenger RNA. RefSeq lists its product as uncharacterized. The coding region runs from base 1 to 1359 and encodes 452 amino acids. Gene Ontology annotation, molecular function: triacylglycerol lipase activity. The record is from RefSeq and is a predicted model, not a curated record. Lineage: Eukaryota; Fungi; Ascomycota; Eurotiomycetes; Eurotiales; Trichocomaceae. Gene Ontology annotation, biological process: lipid catabolic process. The transcript has a single exon.
AUGCAUUCUCUUCUAGCCCUUCUCGCGGGGUCGUCUCUUUUCUGCUCCCAAGCACUGUCGGCUUCCAUUGACGGAUUGAAGUCAAGAUCAAGUCCCCUACCGCCCUCACAGGAUCCAUGGUAUACAGCACCCGAACAAGGAAUUCUCGUCUCUAGCCCACCCGGUAGCAUUCUGCGAAUUCGCCCAGACCCAUUUGAUUUAUACGCCGCUGUCGGAAAAAAUCUAUCUUCGGCAAGCUACAACAUUCUCUAUCGUACAAAUGACGCCAACGAAAUACCUACGUUCGCGGUUACCACCCUUUUUAUUCCCACCGGCGCAACGUCUAGCGGAAAGGACAGGCAUAACCUGCUAUCGUAUCAGAUCCCGUACAAUUCACCGACGGUAGACGCAAGUCCCUCAUACGCCCUCGCCACAGAUUUGAGCUCGACUUCCUCUGACAUUGCGGCCGCACUGGAGCAAGGGUGGUAUGUCUCCGUAGUAGAUCAUGAGGGUCCAAAGGCAAGCUUUGCGGUGGGCGUAGUGGAAGGCCAUGCCGUUCUCGACGCAGUACGCGCAGUCACUCAAUCUUCGUCUUCUCCUGCCAUCAAGAACAUUGGCCAUGGUCAUAAAGAUUACAAGUGGAAUGUCGGACUCUGGGGCUAUUCCGGAGGUUCCAUCGCAAGCGAGUUCGCCGCAGAGCUCCAGGCUACGUACGCUCCUGAUGUUGAAAUCACCGCUGUUGCUAUUGGUGGUCUGCCAACCCCCGUGCGUGAGGUAAUGAAGUCUGUCCCCAACAGCCCCUACGCCGGACUUAUUCCUCUUGCUCUCUGGGGAUAUGCGAAUGCAUUCCCAGAGCUGGGAGACUACCUGCUGAGCCGGUUGACACCUCAGGCUAAAAAGAGCGGUGUCUUCACAAAAGCACACAACAUGACCGUUACCGAAGGCUUUGUAUUCUACAACAAUUCCGACCCUUUUUCAUACUUUAUCAACGGCCGGGAGGAUAUCCUUUUGUCUCCGCUGAUUAACUCCCUUCUUGAACGGCAGGGUACGAUGGGCAAACACGGGUUUCCGACAAUGCCAAUGUUUGUGUACAAGGCAAUUGCCGACCAAUUGGCUCCGAUAGAGGGUGCCGAUGCUUUGAUUGAGCAGUACUGCGGAUACAACAGUGUCGUGGGCUCGGCAAAGGGGGCCAGGAUACUUUAUGAGCGGAACACCAUUGGCGGACAUUUGGCCGAAGAACUUAACCAAGAUGCCAGUGCACUCGCAUUUUUGGCCAAGGCCUUUAAUGGACAGCUGGGUGACGGAUGGCCACAUGGAAAUGGAACAGGGUGCGUUGUGAAGAAUGUCGCUGUUGGAAACGACACAUCGCCGGAUUGGUAA